Messenger RNA from Aspergillus melleus, 2685 nucleotides. RefSeq names its product KilA-N domain-containing protein. Lineage: Eukaryota; Fungi; Ascomycota; Eurotiomycetes; Eurotiales; Aspergillaceae. Gene Ontology annotation, molecular function: DNA-binding transcription factor activity; sequence-specific DNA binding. Gene Ontology annotation, biological process: positive regulation of transcription by RNA polymerase II. The coding region runs from base 343 to 1797 and encodes 484 amino acids. The record is from RefSeq and is a predicted model, not a curated record. Gene Ontology annotation, cellular component: nucleus. The transcript is spliced from 2 exons.
GGCUCAAUUGCUUCCUUUGCCUGGUACGUUUCGGCUUUCUCUUUACUUCCGUGGUCAAACUGGUACUGACAGCGAACAGUGACCAACCACCCCGUUGCAACUCAAGGUUAUGCAAACACAACUGGUGCGCCUCUGCAAGGGUACAUUUAUGAUUCCACCGGACAAGUAGCACCCCCGGGAGCUAAGCCAAGAGUCACGGCCACGUUGUGGGAAGAUGAAGGCAGUCUUUGCUACCAGGUUGAAUCCAAGGGCGUCUGCGUUGCUCGACGAGAAGGUGAGGAUUUCUGUGUGUUGUGUUGGCUUUGGAGCGCUUUCGCUAAUUAACUUUUCGCAGACAACCACAUGAUCAACGGAACUAAGCUGCUUAACGUUGCAGGAAUGACUCGAGGUCGUCGAGACGGCAUUCUUAAAAGCGAGAAGAUUCGCCAUGUCGUGAAAAUCGGACCUAUGCAUUUGAAGGGCGUGUGGAUUCCUUUUGAGCGUGCUUUGGAAUUCGCCAACAAGGAAAAGAUCACAGAUCUUCUGUAUCCCCUGUUCGUCCACAACAUUGGUGGUCUUCUGUACCAUCCCACCAACCAGACCCGUACGAAUAUGGUGGUGCAGGAGUCGCAGCAGCGACGGUUAGAAGGCCCGCAAGCAGCUCGCGCAUCACAAGGCCCUCAACCCCCUCCGCUGCACCAUCACCACUCCUUGCAAACCCCCGUUCCCUCGCACAUGCCGCAGCCUUCCACAAUUGGCUCCCAGGGCCGACCAGGGUUGGAGCGGGCGCCCGGCUUCCCUACACCCCCAGCCAGCGCCUCAAGCCUGAUGGGUAUUACGAACCAGGGCCACUCCUACGAGUGGGGAAACCAGGGUAUGAACUCGGGAGUGCCACACUCACAACCUUUGUCAAUAGAUACCACCUUGAGCAAUGCUCGGUCGAUGCCGACCACGCCGGCGACCACUCCUCCGGGAAGUGGCCUGCAAGGGAUGCAGUCAUACCAGGCUCAGUCCGGGUACGAUAGCUCGAAGCCCUACUACUCGACCGCCCCUGCGUCUCAUGCCCACUACACCUCGCAGCAGCCCUUGAGCCAGCCGACUAUGGCCUCGUACGGUCACGGCAUGCAGCCUAACAGCUAUAUUAAGAACGAAAUGGGCCCUCCCUCCGCACGGACUCCUGGCGCGCCUCAGGAAGCCGAGACGGGCGAGGUGAAGUCCGAGCGCUAUUCUCAGACCAAUGGUCAUGUUGGCAAUGGGGUACCUGAGCAUGUCCCUGAGCACGAGUCCGAAUAUGUGCAGCAUGACAAUGGUUACAACACUAGCCGGGGCUCCUACACGUACACCACCAACCCAUCUGUUGGCAGUUUGACGGGAGAUCACUCACAAUUGGCUCCCGACGUGACGGGAUCUCCUUCGCAACAGAACGGUUCUGGACGAAUGACUCCUCGGACAAGCGGCGGCCCACCCCCACAGUGGGCUUCUGGCUACAACACCCCUCCUCGCGCCGCAGCCACCAGUAGUCUCUACAACAUUGUCAGCGACACCCGCGGCACUCCGGCCAACGGGACAACCUCCGACAACUACUCGGUGGCGUCAAACUCCGCGUCUGGAUACUCGACGGGAAUGAACGGGUCUCUCGGCUCAGGCAAGCGCAUGCGAGAGGAUGACGAUGUGGACCGAAUCGUUCGACCCGACAGCCGCGAUGCGGACUACGGCUCCAAGCGUCGUAAGACCUUGACAGAAGUUGGUGGUCCCGUUGGAGUACCUCUUCCAUUGCAACCUAUGAAAGCCGGCGGCGUCAUGUCUCGUCGGCAAUGAUCCAUCGGGUUACAGCAAAAAAAAUUCAAAUUCAACGAAAAUAGACGCCAAAAGUUUUACCAAUGAUUGAAUGGGCCCGAAGAAAAAUACAACACCAAAUACUCAAAUUGGGGACAAAAAAGAAAAGAAGGCCCAUUCGACAAUCAAUUUGGAGCGGCAUCCUGUCACGGCUUGGCUCUUUUUUGGAGCGCGUGAUCGAUUUCCCUUGUGUUUCUAACGUUAUUGCAAUAGACUGCGCCAUUACAUAGUCGAGGGCCUGCAACAUGUCCAUCGUGGGGAAGGUGGUUCAUGAGCCGCAGCGUAUCUCUGAUGUGGUGCUCUUUUUUCUUUUAUGAUUUCCUUUCGUUUGUUUCUUUUUCCGGCGUGUUUUGAUCUAAUGAUUGAGAGUUAGACAGGGACCAAACAUCGACAUUGUUCAAUCGGUGUGGAUGUUUGCAUGGGUCCCAUGGAGAAUCGGGUCUACGAUCGUUAUAAUAUUGCGUGGCUUCUACUCCCCCUUGGCCAGCCUCAUGGAAGAAGCUGAGCUGACGCGGGGGAAGGGUAUGGUUAUUUUUUGGGGCUUUGUUUGUUGCUGCAAGCGGUGGAAAUAUGAGCCGCUCUGCUUUUGUCCAUGGAUUGAGGGAUGGUCAGCGUUAUGGUGCUUGUCUUUGGUCAUCUUGUGGUAUGUGCGUUUUGCGAGAGGCUAUAUUUAACGACCAUGAUGUGACGAAUUUCCUAUUACGAGAGUUUAUCCUUAUUCUUUAUAUCGUUGUGGCUUAUUCUCUCCAUUCAUGCAUCGAGGGUUUUGUGUGUUUCCUUCGCUUUAUGUUUUCUUUCUAUCUCUUGUGUAUGGGCAUUCUAUCUGCUUCCCCCUUUACCAAAGAUAUUAUUGGGUGAUUAUGACAGUUC